This is a messenger RNA of Austrofundulus limnaeus, 6170 nucleotides long. It is a transcript of the gene nell3, whose product is annotated as NELL (neural EGFL like) family member 3. Bases 1576 to 4356 code for a protein of 926 amino acids. NCBI's taxonomy places the organism in Eukaryota, Metazoa, Chordata, Actinopteri, Cyprinodontiformes, Rivulidae. Gene Ontology annotation, molecular function: protein binding; calcium ion binding; heparin binding. The record is from RefSeq and is a predicted model, not a curated record. The transcript has 5 exons.
GAGCCCCUCGUGACRUGUGAUGAAUUAAAUAAACACUCUGGGUGCAGGCAUGUGUCUCAGCCGUCCUCAUUUCCUCUCCCCUCACUGAGGUUGACAAACAGACGGACACCAAAGGCAAACUCUAGAACAUAAAGCACGUCGRUGCCGUGGAGAAUUUCUCAAGUAAACACCCCGAUUAAUGGAUGUGGAGCUCGGCAGCAAGGAAGGAGGCGAUUUGUCUGCUUUGUUGUUGUCUUGACUCUGACACCGAGGGUGGUCCAAAAAAGUGUUGGUUCCAAUAGAGGAUAUAAUGCAGUUUUUACAACACCGCUCAAAGACAAGAAAUUGAUUCAAACUGUUGUUUUAGACAUUUAAUCAAACUGUGUUUGUGUCAAAUAGAGCUGCAAAGUCAAGUUUUUGGAAUGGACCUGAGGGGCCCAUCAGGACCCCAGAUGGUCUCCUCAACAAACGUCUGACCUCUCCUGGCCUUAUUUAUUAAAAAGUGGAGGAGUUGUGUUGACCUGGCCGGAGUAACUGGAAGGACAUUUUUGCUGCGCACCAGCAGCUGUCUCAACAUUCAGAGUGUACUUUCUGCAGCUUGCAUUGUCAGGAGGUCAAGAAAAAGUCAACAGUGGGCAGAAAAAAAAAAGGCAAACACCACGACCAAUGUCUCGAAUAUCCCUUUAGUUUUAUUUUACCAUAAAAAUACCUCAUUUGAAGAAACUGUUGUGGUAAUUAAACACUUUKCCGUCUACCUCAUGUGUUUUGUUUAUGAAAAUAAUUUACCUGAGGAGCCGUUUGGACUGGAGUUAAAUCAAGUUUAUGUGUUUGUGUUUAAGCUCAGAUUUGCUGAGUAAAGCAAAUAGAUGAAAUGUAGGUUAAUAAUAAACUUAUCAGUUUAGGAAAAAGGUUYGCAAAUGUUUAUGUUUGAAUUCCAAGCUCUGUAUUUAUGGCACUCUUCCACGCUGAUUGAGCACUGAGGUUUAUUCGUUUUUAUUUUCUUUCUGUUUCUUUGGUGUUAAAGAUUCACACGUAUAUUUCCACCUAUCUUCUCUGAGGUUAUACGCUUGUCCAAUGCCACCAUAUUUGUUUACCACAGAGUAAGGCCAGCCUCAUGUAGGCCAAUCACCUGACUCAAACUUCCCUGUGGUCUUUUAUUUUCAUCGAGUGUGGACCCACAUUUCAGAAAUGUCUAUCUGGAAAACUACUGAGUAAACUCUUUCAAACAGCACAGUUUGUAGUUCAGGAUAACCAUUUUCUGGUUUAAUAGCUUUGAGAUGGCUGGGGCAGUGAAGGGUUAAUGUGAGGCCAAGGAAACCUGAUGCUAAUUGAGUCUCAGGAAUGCCACACUCUGUGGAGCAGGAGCUCAGAGUGGGUCAGACGUGGGAAGAGCCAACUAAUGUUUGGUUCUAAUGGUUUUAUUUCUUACCGAUAGCCUGUAGAACCAGUCUAACCUAGAGAGGUAAUGUCUCCAGAGGAAAAAGUUUACUUUCAGUGGUGGAAGAUGAGGAUUUUAUCUUAAAGGAGGAGGUUUUGGAAAGUUUUUCAUCACAAAAUUAGUAUUUUUCCCCCCUCCCAGUGUGUCGUUUGGAGCAUAUGUGCAAAAUGUUUUUCCUGACAUCAGUGCUGUCGAUGUUGGUCCUCUGGGGGUCUCUGCCCGACGCAGCUUCAACGGAGAUGUGCCGGGGGACGCACUGCUUCGGCGGGGACUCAGAGGGUCCAGGCAGCAGGACCUCCAAACUCCCACGGCAGUUCAACCCGACUCAGUGGAGAGCGGCGCAGACGGGAGGCAGCCAGAACCACCACGUCUAUCCAGGCUCUCCAAGAGCGCAUUCAGAAACCAACCCGUCCGUCCCGCUGCUCCGCGCGCGUAAUGGAGACGGAGGCGCACAGACGAGGAUGCCUGGAGGGUGUGUGGAGGCUGACUGCAUCGCUGCUGGGAAGCAGUUUCAGCAAAGUAAUGACACCCGAGACUGUAAAGGGAUCGAGUGCAGGCUGCCGCCGAGGAUUCGGCCCCAAGCUCGGGGAAGGUCUUGUGUUGGAGAGGGAUGUCCCGCCGCUUCCUAUGAGACUGUCUCCGCUGCUGCACACCUGUCCCCGGUCUAUUUGUCCGACAGAGCUGCACAGUUUCUGGGAGAUUUCCCGGAGCUUGGACAUGCCUCUUCUGAACACGGAGGAGCACCUUUAGGAGUCCAGCUCACAUGUGACAUAAAGCCAGGGGAGAAUGAAGUUCCUUCAGAAGAUGCCCUCAUCCUGCACCUCCAGCUGGCCAAGGGGCAGGAGAAGCUGGUGGAGGCCCUGCAAGCCCAGCAGGUGAUCAUUCGCGACCUGCAGCAGAAGCUCGUCCACCAGCAGGAGGCUCUUCUYUCCCAGCAGCAGGACGUCCUGGAGCAGCAGCGGCGCAUGUACGAGCAGAUGGACGCAGUGAAGGCCCAGUUCAGCCUCCUGUCAGACACCUUCAAGCAGGUCUCCUUCCAGGGCCUGCAGGGCGAGCUGCAGAGCUACUUCGAGAGCCACCUGGCGGGACUGCAGAGCCAAGCCCGCAGCCACCUUCAGAAGUCCUACGCCGUGCACAAAAUGGACAUUGACUCAAAGGUGGUGGACAUCGUUGGGGAGGCCCAUUUCCCCGAACCUCUGCCGGGUUGUCCAUCGCCCUGUGGUUCAGAGGAGUUCUGUGAUUUUCAAAAGGAUCCACCCCAGUGUGGGAAGUGCACCAUGUGUCCCCCGGGCUUUUUCCUGAUUUCACAGUGCUCCCCGACAGCAGACAGAAUGUGCCAGGACAGAGAUGAAUGCCUCGAACUACCAAACAUUUGUGGAGAACGAGUGAAAUGCCUCAAUACUCCAGGGGGAUUUAAGUGUCUGGGAGUUUCUGAGAGAGACGCAGUGACGGGCCUGUGUGGUCACGAGUACUUCUACAACCAGGAGCUGCAGGAGUGUCAGGCUUGUUCGGACUGUGAUGGACACCCUGUCGUAGUUCCAUGCACAGCUGUCAGCGACACCGUCUGUGGCUUGCUUUCAGAGAACCGACUAUCGCAGUCCUGGGCUGCAAAUGUGGCUCUUCCUCCUCUCAGGACAUCUGGAAACCACAUUUUCCCUGGUUUUCAGCUCAACAUACGUGGGAAGGAGAGCAGUGAUCUUUUGAUCAACGAAGCAGGGAAGAUCAUCUUUCUCCAGCAUGGUCUGGUGUGGCUGGAUCAUAACGUGGCGAUAAAACACUGCUGCAGGAACUUCCUACAGGUGGGGAUGAGGCUCAACGGAAGCCUGGACGAGGACAGUCAGGAUCUCAGCGGCGUUCGGAUUGAACAGCCGGAUGGGAAGUAUUUCCAGGGGGUGAGUGUAAGCACCGCGGUAGAGGUGGAGCCCAACCACACCUUUACACUGCAGCUGAAGAGUCCAAACCAACACUGCAAUAAGAGCAAGGACCUUCAGGUCUUCGACGUCGCCACUCCUUCUUUAAGCCUGUUUUGGUUGUCUCAUGAUACCGGGGCUGUGUCCAUGACAGCACAGAUGUCCCUGCUGGCACACUACCAGACCAGCUACCGUCCAACUUUCCGCAUCACGUCYGUGUCCGACCCCUACAUGGUCAGUCUUACUCACGACAACCGUGGGGUGCGCUUCACAGAGAGCGGAGUGGUGAAGUUUGUCCUGCAGCAGGCGCUUUACUCCAUGGGCCAAGCCUGCAUUCGAGAAGGGUUCUCUUUGGUUGCUUACACGACCCAAAACAGUACCGGCGUGGAGGCAGUGCGGGCUUUUAAGACGGGCGUAAACUACAGGGACACCUCAAUCACCCUAUCCGGUGCGGUGAUGGUGGCAAGCAAAGAAACACUCGCUUUUGAGAUCCUGUCUCCAUCUCAGUGCAACAUCCGUUACUUCGGGGACAGCACCGGCAUCAGUAUGUUGAGUCUCAUCUGGAUUCCUUCAGCUGUGUCGUCGGCCCUGACAGCAACCGUGUCUCGGACCAGUCUUCCCUUGGGAGCCGUCAGGAACAAACCUCUGCUGUUCCAGCAGAUCAGCCAGGACACCCCACAGGUUCACCUGGCCCGGACCGGGGAAAAAAACAGCUGGAAGAACUUUGUCUUCCACGAGAAGGGGACUGCAAACAUCGCCCUUAACCUCAAGCUGAUCCACUCAUGUAAUAUAGUUAAACUCACCUUGCAAAGGGUUGGAGGGCAGGGAGGACAGGCAGGUCCUGUUGCCCAGCAGGUGUCUGGAUCAAUGCCCGAGGGGAGCGAGUGGGCUAGCAUUGGACUGAGAGUCUCAUUCCAGGUCCAUAACGGUACAUCCAUUUAUGUUACUCUGGACUGCAUCCGAGGACGAGUUAACCAAAUAACAAAUGAGGGUGGUACAAACAUUUCAGUUCUCUGGGUUGCACUGUGAUCCAGACAAGCCAAACUUCAUUUGUCAGUGCAUUUUUUUAAAAUAAGAACAAUGUUUUUUGCACAAAACUGAGCUAACACAGUCAACUGCUCCACAUAUUGUAUCACAUCUCUGUUUUAAUGUAUUUUUCAGUUGCUGUCCAGGCUUUUAUUAUUAUGUUUUUGCGUACAAUUUAAGUACAGUUUUUUUCUUGAAGUACUUCAGCUGGUUGAGCAGUGACCAACUUUAUGUUUGACGUCUGAAUGUCUGAAAGUGUGUGCUUGUUUAUCCAAGUGUGUGAGCAUAAUUUGGUGCUUAAAUGUUUAUGUCAAUAUGUACACAUACAGUAAGAUUUUUCAUUUUGCAUGUAGGUCAUUYAAUGUUAUCUUUGUUCAUCCCAGAAUAUAUUUAACUCACAGUAUGUAAGCAUGUAUGCAAUGACAUUUUUUAUACUGUAUGAUGAGAAAUUUUAAAGAACUGAUUCAACAUUUCAGAAAAUACAUGUUGUAGAAUAGUACCGUACUGUUUAAUAGUACUGUAUAAGUUAAUCAAUACUCUGAGUAGCUGGAUAGUUUGUCUCAAGAAAGCAACUUUAAACAGAUAUCAGUUUCCUGCAGUUCUCCAUCUGUAUUAGCACAGAAUGAGUUUAGUGCUGUAUUAGGUUGACGUUGACCUAUAUCUCUAUAUCGUAAUUGCAUUUAGAUUAAGAAGGAACCAGACUUGAGGUCCACAGAAAUAUUAUGGUUCAAAUUAGAAGAUGGUGAUCACACAAACGACUGUCUACCUGGAUUAUGACCACAAUGCCACUGUUUUUAGGAUAGCUCUGAACUUUGGGAAUGGAAUUUGUGUAAAAAAACUUCUUCAACAAUUAACAUCAGCCAAUUGUAAAUGGUUCUUGCAAUAAUCUCAGUUCACAUAACUAUAGAAUGGUGCUGAAAGAUUUGGUACUUAAAACCUGUAUCUAUAUAAUUAGCUGAGUCCUAGCUAAUUAGAUUGCUACGAGAGACUGAAAUGUUUUUGCCUGGAGGGGGCGGGGCUUACGCUAAAGGCUAGGGUGAGGAGAUCAGAAUCAAGAUGUGUUUCUCAGCAGCCAGCCGGGGUUGGUUGGGCAUUUGAAAGAUUUUUUUUUCCUGGAGAAGCUUUAGACAUGUCUCAAAUGGAGGAGGCCACAAGUCGGGGGAAAUUAUAACCAAUGCCUCAGGUUGUUCCCUAAGUGACCCCAGAUAAGCAAUCAAAAACAGACAAGUGGAUGAAGGAUUUUAUCCACUUGUCUCCUGUAGUUCCUGUUUUGUGCUAAGUUUCCCUCUUGUUCAUCACACUAAUCAUCAUAAACUGGUAAAAUACCAAGGUUUUUGUUUAGUAGGGGAGUUUGUCACAAAAAACAUUUACCUAAAAAUAUAACUUUAAAUGACAGGAGUUUUGACUAUUAAUGUUUUCAGUAUUUAUUCAAUACAGCAGGACUUUGAUAUGUUGCUAUACAAUGCACAUAAAUGUUAAAACACAAACCCCACAUUGUCAAUAAUCACAUGCCAGUCAGAUCCUCUAUAAUAGGUUAACAUGCUCACACUGUUUACAAUUGUAAAUAAUGCAAACGUAAUUUCUUUUUUCACCUAAAAGAAAAAAAAUAGCUGUCCAUUGUGUUUCUCAUUGCUUCUGUGUGUUCCGUCCACCGAAUAAUUGAGCAUAAGGAGGUGUUACAGACAGCUGGCAUCAUCUCAGAUUCUUAAGCUCACUUCAUUAUGCUUCAUGAUUUUGUUUUUUGGUACUGUUUUCUUGUAGAACACAAGUUUCUGUGUAUUGUUCACUCUAAAUAAAAUAUAUUUUGUUAGAACCUU